AUGCAUCGAUCCGUCUUCUCUGAAUAUCCUCCCCCUGCGUCCUUGAGCGGCAGUCCAUACAUCCUGGAGAUGUCGGACUUUUUCGCGUACCAGGCCGAGAGAGCUCUCGAAGACGACAGCGAAACCGCCCAGAGUCUCUUUUCGGACCUGGCGUUGCAGUCGACCUGCCAGCCACUGUCGAUGGCUCCGGGAGAUUUCAGCACUGUCUCUGGAGCAGGCUACUGUGUCCUCGAUCCAUCCCUGAGUUUUGCGCCGUACACAGGAUCCCAAACGGCCGGCACUUAUGAUGAAUCAACGUUAUCAUCGAACUACUUUCUGGAAGAGCCUCUGGCGCAUCCAUACACCAUGCCAUCGAGUCCGUAUCUCGAUGCGGAUCUCACGCAAGUACAUCACCACCAGCAACCCCAUGUGCAACUGCAAUCACAAUCACAAUCACAAUCACGACGACAGCAACAACAACGGACCCCUCACAGCCCAUCGUUGCGAUCAGAAUCCCCCGACACAGGAGACCUGACAAACUACGGGAUCCGAAACGCAGAUGGGACCUGGCGCUGCGCGCAUGUUGGGUGUUCGUCAAGGACGGUGUUCACGCGCGCCUGCGAUCUGCGCAAGCACUUCAACCGGCACAACAAGUACCUUUUCUGCCGCUACGAGGGCUGUCCCCAGGCGACGGAAGGGGGCUUCUCGAGCAAGAAGGACCGGGCUCGACAUGAGGCCAAGCACAAUCCGGAGAUCAAGUGCGAAUGGAAGGGGUGUGGUCGAGUGUUCAGCCGGGUAGACAAUAUGAAAGACCAUAAUAGACGCAGUCCUGCGUCAAUGAAUAUAACUAGAUGGAAUGGAAUGGAAAUGGAUUGGAACUGGAACUGGCGCUCAACCCAAAUUCAGCAAAUAGAGAUUGAGAUUCCGUCUCUGACUUACACAGACUAG
This is a messenger RNA of Rasamsonia emersonii CBS 393.64, 927 nucleotides long. Its product is annotated as C2H2 transcription factor. The transcript is spliced from 2 exons. Gene Ontology annotation, molecular function: RNA polymerase II cis-regulatory region sequence-specific DNA binding; DNA-binding transcription factor activity, RNA polymerase II-specific. Lineage: Eukaryota; Fungi; Ascomycota; Eurotiomycetes; Eurotiales; Trichocomaceae. Gene Ontology annotation, cellular component: nucleus. Gene Ontology annotation, biological process: regulation of transcription by RNA polymerase II. The coding region runs from base 1 to 927 and encodes 308 amino acids. The record is from RefSeq and is a predicted model, not a curated record.